GUGAUCUCUCUAACAAAACAAUACAAUGAAGCGAGAGGGUCGCCAACACGGCCUGGUCCCAACCUGCCCCGUCCUCCACCCAAGGCCGCCGCAGCCAAAACACAUCUACUCCUCCUGCACCGCCGGUCCCUUCGCCAGGGUCUCCCCCAAGCCCACCAACCACUCCAAGUUCACCGGAAAGUGCGCCCGUGCAAAAUGUCUCGAGUGCCACGUCACCUCCGCCGGCAAAGCAAAGGGCAAGGCCAAGGGUACGCUGAAGCAGAGAUCCGCCGACGCCGUUGCUGACAAUAAAUCCAUUGCGUGGCGGGUUGGCAAUCACCACCAUUACAAACCCUGCCACGACGUUCCUGGGUUCUCCGCCACCGGAAUACUGGACCAUCUGGCUGGAGUUGACUACACCGAUCAUCUCGAGGCUGCAGAUGACGACGAUGAAUAUCUAUGACGACCCUGGUUCCCGGCUUUUUUACUUCCCAAUUGGGGAAAGAAGAGCAAGAAGAUGAUGAAACCGGCCGGAAACGAGAAUAAUGUGUGGUUGGACAG
Messenger RNA from Cuscuta campestris, 540 nucleotides. Lineage: Eukaryota; Viridiplantae; Streptophyta; Magnoliopsida; Solanales; Convolvulaceae. The record is from the annotation of a GenBank genome assembly.